This is a messenger RNA of Salvelinus fontinalis (brook trout), 1414 nucleotides long. RefSeq names its product DBH-like monooxygenase protein 2 homolog. Gene Ontology annotation, molecular function: dopamine beta-monooxygenase activity; copper ion binding. NCBI's taxonomy places the organism in Eukaryota, Metazoa, Chordata, Actinopteri, Salmoniformes, Salmonidae. The coding region runs from base 1 to 678 and encodes 225 amino acids. Gene Ontology annotation, cellular component: secretory granule membrane. The transcript is spliced from 6 exons. Gene Ontology annotation, biological process: norepinephrine biosynthetic process; dopamine catabolic process; octopamine biosynthetic process. The record is from RefSeq and is a predicted model, not a curated record.
AUGUUUGCUACGUUGCAUGACGGUUUGAACGGAAAGAAACUGACUGAGUAUGAUCCAUAUAUUUUUCUCCUGGCUUGGACUCCAGGGACCGGGGCACAGCAGGACACCCCUAUGCCCUUCAUGGCGCACCUUGACCCGGAGAACAACGUCAACUUGAAGUGGGGGUUCAGUGAUGUCCAGGACACUAUCACGUUCCAGCUGACCGUGAAAACCACUGGCUGGGUGGGAUUCGGGUUGAGCCCAAACGGAGGCAUGGCUGGAGCAGAUAUAGUUAUUGGCGGGGUCGGGCGAGAUAGCAACUACUUCAAGGAUUAUCAUGCCACAGGGAAUGGGUUUCCCCUGGUGGAUGAGAAACAGACCUACACCCUCCUGUCCCUGAUUGAGGCAGAUGGUCAAACCACCAUGACCUUCUGGAGGGCCAUCCAGUCAUGUGACCAGGAAGACUUCCACAUCACCGACAGUCCAGUGAAGCUGAUCUAUGCCUACGUAUAUCCAAGAUGGCGUAGCAGUCAGAUGUCCAUUGUCCUCGUCUUGACUGAUGACAUCGAGUACAAUUCCAGAACAAGGGGGACCAAGGAGGUGCACCUGCUGAAGUUCAUGCCCAGAUCCAUCCCCCGGCACACCAACUAUCUGGACUUUGUUAUGGACAAUAGGUAUUGUGGAGAUGUUGAAGACUAAAGCUUGGGACCAGGUGUCCACUGCUGUGCAUGAGGCCACAAUGAAGAAGGUCCCUCAGAUCGGGUUAAUCAGCAACGAACAUGUAAGCAGCCACUCAAUGUUACAACAUCCAACCCUCCUGUUUAUUCUGCUCCUCCAGAAUAACUACACCAUAUAUUAGGGAAGCAUCCUCAACAUGAUGGCUACCCCUUCCGUGAGUUGCAGGAGUGAUCCAACUGGACUGGGUCUGUGACGAGUUGCAGGAGUGAUCCAACUGGACUGGGUCUGUGACGAGUUGCAGGAGUGAUCCAACUGGACUGGGUCUGUGACGAGUUGCAGGAGUGAUCCAACUGGACUGGGUCUGUGACGAGUUGCAGGAGUGAUCCAACUGGACUGGGUCUGUGACGAGUUGCAGGAGUGAUCCAACUGGACUGGGUCUGUAACGAGUUGCAGGAGUGAUCCAACUGGACUGGGUCUGUGACGAGUUGCAGGAGUGAUUCAACUGGACUGGGUCUGUGACGAGUUGCAGGAGUGAUUCAACUGGACUGGGUCUGUGACGAGUUGCAGGAGUGAUCCAACUGGACUGGGUCUGUGACGAGUUGCAGGAGUGAUCCAACUGGACUGGGUCUGUGAAGAGUUAACUGGCAACAAUAGCUUCUGGUUCAGAAGGCUAAAUGUCUUCAAAACGAGUCUCCCAUGCAAUAGUAGAAAGUGUAAACUUAUGUUUAUUCAUGAUGUAUAAAAUGUAAGAAAUCCA